Aureococcus anophagefferens is the source of this 471-nucleotide messenger RNA. RefSeq lists its product as hypothetical. Gene Ontology annotation, molecular function: protein folding chaperone. The coding region runs from base 1 to 471 and encodes 156 amino acids. NCBI's taxonomy places the organism in Eukaryota, Pelagophyceae, Pelagomonadales, Pelagomonadaceae. Gene Ontology annotation, cellular component: prefoldin complex; cytoplasm. Gene Ontology annotation, biological process: protein folding. The transcript has a single exon. The record is from RefSeq and is a predicted model, not a curated record.
AUGGCGCAGCAGGUUGCCGCCGCGGCGCCGGCGCCGGCGCCGGCGACGGUGCUCGACGGCGAGGAGAAGCCCAUGAGCGAGCAGGACGUGAUCCGCAUCUUCAAGGGCUUCAAGCGGGACUCGCAGAUGAUCAUCUCGAAGAUCUCCGAGCUCGAGUACGAGAUCGGCGAGCACGAGCUCGUCAUGGCGAACGUGUCGAGCCUCGCGCCCGAGCGCACGGCGUACCGCCUCGUCGGCGGCGUGCUCGUGAAGACGACCAUCGCCGAGACGACGCCCAAGGUCGAGACGAACAUGGCCAACAUCCGCGCGACCAUCGACCAGCUGAAGAAGGCGCUCGAGAACGUCAACGAGAAGUCGAAGGCGUGGAAGGAGAAGUACGGCAUCAAGACGCAGCAGGAGUUAGAUUUCGAUCGCGCGGCGCAGGCCGCCGGCGGCCCCGCCGCGCCCGCGGCCAUGGGCGUCCUCGCGUAG